AUGACGCGAGACGCAACUCGGCCGCUUGAUGCUGGGCCCGCCCCCAAUCACGUCCAUCACGAUGUCGAAACAGAUCUCCUGGCUGGGCUCUGGGAGACCGCUCCUUUUGCUCGUCUGCCCUGGGAUGCGCCGCCCGAGCUGAAGGAGUUGGUCGAAGACAUACAAAACCCGCGAAGGGUCUAUGCCAUACACCAGGCCAGUCGCCGACAUGGCUUCCAGCAGCUGGUGGAGAAGUUCAUCGUCCAACUGCGAGACGGCUGUGGCUCCAACUAUUGCAGCACCCCGACUUGCUUCUCCUUUCGGAAACGGAGCGUAGGACGCAUACCGAUACGGCGGUACAAUGUCACGAGCGCAAGGGUCCUGGCUGUCUACAUGGCUAGCCAGGACAACUCGGAGAAUGCCCUGUGCCCAGCUCUCAGGAGCCCCAAGAUGCCGCCCGCUGCCCUCGACACCCUCGUCUUCUACCGCAAACCCAGCCUUCAGCACAGCGAGGAGAGGCCACGGCCGCCCGGGAAGGGCCGCACUACAACCGAGAAGGACGGUUCAUCCAAGAGCCGGCAAGUUCGCGUAAAAGCCAAGGUUCAGGUACAUUCGACUUCUAGAGAUUUGAACACUGGGAAGGACAAGAAUACACCCUCGUCGCCCCAAGAGACACCAAGCGCUUAUGAAGGUGCCAAAUUCGAGGUCACCGAGAGGCACACGGGCAAGGACUACCGGUCAUUUGCAGCAAACAUGUUCGGUACUGUGGCUUUCAAAAUGCUGGAGUGGUUGACCCCCAACGCGCUCGACGACAUGCAUGAAACAGCCUGUGACUUGGAGAAGGACCACCGUGAGGAGGACUUUAGGACCACGAAACCUCGUCGGAGGAAGUCCUCUCCUCGACCAGAUUCUCGUCAGGAUUCGUCACCCACGUCACCUAGAGAGCAUGAGGCCAAUGACUUCUCCAUUGCCGAGGAGACAGCCGCCGAAGCCAGAUCGCUGAAUGGCAAGGCUGAAGCUGCACAACGCGAGAAAGAGAACGACCCACUUGUGACCGGGAACGGAUCGAUGUCUACUCGAAGGCCUGGAAGUGUGCGCCGCAAUUCGAAUGCCAGGGUACGCACCAACUCAGCCACCAAGCCGAAACGAAAACUUUCACUAGACACAUACCCUCCUGAGCUGGUCUCCGAUGAGAUGGUUAAUGGCCUCAAGUCGCCACGCCUACCAGGGUUCCAAGCGGAGAAGAACAGCAGGUCUGUCAAGAACGCGACCUCUAAUUUGUCCCGGCCCCCGCCUCAAGCAGUCUCAGCAGAUUACUUGGCGAGGACUCGCAUAGAGGAGUCCUCGCCUGCGCCCUCGGAGGAUAGGAGCAAGCCUAACACAAUGCGAACCAACGAGGGCCUGGGGCAACGAGGGGCGGCUGUCCCAGAAUCGGACCAUCAAAGCACCCCCUCCGAGACCUCAGCCAGCGACUGCUCCAUGGCCGCCCCUGAUGGCGAUGCAGAGCUUACGUACGACUCGUUCCUCCCGCAGGCUAUUUCGCGUUUGAACGUCGACGUAGUUGACUUCGUCUGCGAUGUGCUGCAAGAUGACGGCACUCGCGAGCAACAUCUGUUAGAGCCAGCAGAAGUGUCUAAAUCACUCGCAGCCACAACAGCGAAGCGAGAGGGAAAAUUGAAAAGAAGACACAGAUCCAGGAGAUCUUAUCCCAUGGAUCUCAAGAAGGAGUGGAAGCUGUUCAUCGAGCAGAGCCUCUUCUACACGCUCAGCGACCCUCACGCUCUCAUUCACUCAUUCACACACAAAGGCGAGCUCAUCGACUCCCAGGCGCUCUGGUAUUGCAUGCUGCGGAUGACGAGAGUUGCGCCUACACUCGUCUACCACUGCCUCUGGUUAUCGGCGGCACACCUCUUUGCACCUCCAAAGUCCGUCCAAUCCCUGCGGUCACCCACUGCCAGGCUCUUCCCGAAGCAGGAAAUGUCCUUGUCGAAUGCCGAGGCAGGAAGACUGAUGUCCAUAUGUCUCCAUGCCUUGAUUGCCGCUGCGCCGGUGGUGUUUGAGAAAAGUCAACUCACGGAAAUGUCGCGGUUACGAUCACAAGGGCUCAGUCUGGCAGCGAGCGGUAGCCAACCUGCGGAACUCUGCUUGCAAUACGAUGACGCCUUUUCUCACGAACUAGCAAUGAGACUGGCAAGGAGGCUCUUGUCGGCCAUCACAGCGCGCAGGUACUUUAAUGACAUGCUGAGCCAAGAAACUGCUUUUGGUGACGCCAGCGAGGAGGAGCCCGAUGUUCUGGCACCUCUCUUCACGCAACUCGACGCCCUCAGCGUGAGCAAUGAGGAAGGUCUCCACGAGACCCGCAUGUCCACCCUGCUACUUGACUGGGCUCGUGCGGUCAUGUUCUAUGAAUGGGAUGGGAGCCCAGAAGUUCCAGGAGAUGGCCCGUUUGGUGGUGCUCUUGCAUUGACAGACGCCAUACACAAGAAAAGCCAGGCGCUCCGGAUCACCCACAAGCAGCUUCUUGCUGAUUACUUUGCGGAGAGGCUUGACAAUGUUGAUAUGCCUGUCGCAUGGUUGUCUUUCACAUCCACCAAACAAAGGGGUCACCUCCUGGACCACCCCCACAUGUUUAACCCGGACACCCUGGUGUCCUACUUCCGUGCCAUCAACUUCUCAAGAAUGAGUCACGUCUACGAGGAAGCGGCCUCGCUGCAAAAUCGACUGGACCGUCUCUUUGAGCAGGCAACGUUGAUUGUGAACCGGCACCACAAGACCGUGCUGCAAGAUCUUCUGCGCACGGCAAGGUCGAGAUACCUGAUCCUGGAUAUUGGCCGAAAAACAGUACUGCGAGAUGCCUUUGACCAGCUCUGGCGCCGCGAGGAGAGAGAGCUACUCAGGCCACUGAAAGUACAUCUGGGUGAGGACACGGGGGAGGAAGGUUUCGACUCUGGUGGAGUCCAGCAAGAAUUCUUCCGCCUUGCUAUAGCCGAGGCUCUGAACCCUGACUACGGCGCGUUCACUAUUGAUGAACGGAACAGGAUGGCAUGGUUUCAGCCCGGGUCGACAGAGCCUGAUUGGAAGUUUGAACUAGUGGGCGUCCUUGUAGGUCUUGCCGUGUACAAUGGCCUAACCUUGCCCGUCAGCUUCCCAAAGGCCCUUUACCGCAAGCUCCUCGGCGAGCCUGUCACAGAUAUCCAUCACAUCAACGAUGGAUGGCCACAGAUAGCGAGCAGUCUGACCGAGCUUCUGGAAUGGGAUGAGUCAAACGGCACCGUUGAGGACAUCUUCGCCGUCACCUAUGAGUUCUCCGUCAACAUGCUCAACGAGCAUGUCUCGAGGGAGAUGCACUCCAUUUCCCCUGGAUCACAACCCCCUCCCGACCACGAAUGGCCUCAAUUUCCUCCCUCAAGCAGCACUGGAAACCAGCAGCCACACUGGACAUUAUCUUGCGAGAACCCCGAGGAUGCUCCGUUGGUCACUGAUGCCAACCGCAACGCGUAUGUUUCCGAUUAUAUCCGCUACAUGACGGACGUCUCGGUCCGACCGCAAUACGAGGCGUUCGCCAAGGGCUUUCGCUCCGUCCUCCACCCAAAGUCGCUCACCCUCCUCAGCCCAGAGCUCCUGCAGAACCUCGUCGAGGGUCAGCAAGAAAUCGAGGUCAGCGAGCUGCGCCGCGCCGCGCGGUACGUUGGCUACUCCUCCUCCUCGAGAACGAUCAAAGACUUCUGGAAGAUCGUCAGGGAAUAUGACGACCAGAUGAAGCGCAAGCUGCUGGAGUUCGUCACUGCGAGCGACAGAGUUCCGGUCGGAGGGAUAAAGAACAUCCAAUUUGUGGUGCAGAAGAACGGCGAGGAGGAUGGGCACGACGGGCACCUACCCACGGCGUACACGUGCUACGGCACCCUCCUGCUGCCCGAGUAUCGGGACAGGGAGGUUCUGAAGGAAAGGCUGAGCAUGGCAUUGGAGAACGCCCAAGGUUUCGGGUUUGCUUGA
Molecule: messenger RNA, 3972 nt
Organism: Diaporthe citri
Lineage: Eukaryota; Fungi; Ascomycota; Sordariomycetes; Diaporthales; Diaporthaceae
Exons: 2
Coding region: 1-3972 (1323 amino acids)
Biological process (GO): protein polyubiquitination
Molecular function (GO): ubiquitin protein ligase activity
Source: RefSeq, a predicted model, not a curated record